GUACGUGUCGGGGGCGGAGCUCCGGGACGGCCCUUGCAGCAUGGCCGCUGGCGCCGCCGCCGCCUUGGCGUUGCUGGGCCAGGAGAGCCGAUCCCGGGCCGGGGCCGUCGGGGGUCUGCGCUUCCCGGCGCCCGUCACGAUGGACAGCUUUUUCUUCGGCUGCGAGCUCUCUGGCCACACCCGCUCUUACACCUUCAAGGUAGAGGAGGAGGACGACGCCGAGCACGUGCUGGCUUUGACCAUGCUCUGCCUCACCGAGGGGGCCAAAGACGAGUGUAACGUGGUGGAAGUUGUGGCCCGGAACCACGACCAUCAGGAGAUUGCUGUCCCUGUGGCCAACCUCAAGUUGUCCUGCCAGCCCAUGCUCAGUUUGGAUGACUUCCAGCUCCAGCCGCCAGUGACCUUCCGUCUGCAGUCAGGGUCUGGUCCAGUUAGGAUCACUGGGCGCCACCAGAUUGUGACAAUCAGCAAUGAUGUUUCUGAGGAAGAAGAGAGUGAGGAGGAGAGUGAAGACGAGGUUGAAUUGUGCUCCAUCCUGCCUGCCAAGAAGCAGGGGGGCAGACCCUAGUCCUGGGUCAUCGAAUUCUCUACUGUGUGUGCCAUGUACCAUGUUCCUGUACAAGUUCUGAAAAUCUUAAAUGUGUCUUCUCCAUUGAAGAGGAAGGUGGGGUGCUGGGAGAGAGAAUCGUGUUGUCUACAGGAUCCUGGUUUUGUUCUAAGCCUCUGCCAAACCUAUCUGGGAUUUCCUUUUUUCCAGGAGUGGGAGGAAUUCUGAACUCCUACCCUGGCACUUUCUCUCCUUUCUUGUAGUCCUAGCCCAGGGCUACGUAUUUGUAACACUUUUUACAUUUUUGGAUAAAGGUUGAAAUAAAGUGGCCUGGAGUGUUUUUUGCAAUUAA
Molecule: messenger RNA, 899 nt
Organism: Sorex fumeus (smoky shrew)
Lineage: Eukaryota; Metazoa; Chordata; Mammalia; Eulipotyphla; Soricidae
Gene: NPM3
Product: nucleophosmin/nucleoplasmin 3
Exons: 6
Coding region: 41-568 (175 amino acids)
Biological process (GO): chromatin remodeling
Cellular component (GO): cytoplasm; nucleoplasm; nucleolus
Molecular function (GO): RNA binding; chromatin binding; histone binding
Source: RefSeq, a predicted model, not a curated record